UUAAUAUAAAUACGACACUAGCUACACUAUGAUCAUCAUCACCACACUUUGAUCAUAUCCCUAGGAUCAUAAUCAAAAUGUUUAAACGUUUAGUUCUCUUUGUAUCAUUACUUUUAAUCACUUCCGAUGUUGUUCAUGGAUCCUUAUCGCUCAUCAAAUCAUCAUGUACCGCCACCUUGUAUCCACACCUUUGCUACUCCACCCUAUCAUCCACCAUCCCACCUACCACCACUGCAACUAAAAAAGAUUUGAUCCAACUCACCAUCAACAAAACAAAGGACACCAUCCAAUCCAGUCUUAACACCAUAAACCACCUCGCGACCAACGCCAAUCUCACCAACCGGGCCAAAGCCGCUCUCCAUGACUGCUUAGAGCUAGGAGCUGAAACCCUACGACGAAUCGACAUGGUGAUCCAAGACCUCAAGACGUAUCCAACAACGAAACCUCUUCGCCCCAGACAUGCAGAUGAUCUUAAAACGUUCAUGAGUACCGCCAUCACCAACAAAGAAACCUGCUUGGAUGGCUUAUCUCACGAUGCACCAUCUAAGCUGCUGCGCAAAUCAAUAUUUAAAGGUCAAGACCGUGGAGGAAAGAUGUGUAGCAAUGUACUAGCUAUGAUUAAGAACAUGACAGAAUCCGAUAUGGCAUCAGAUGUCAAAAUUAAAAUGGUUAAGGGGGAGGAGAUCAUGUGGCCAGAGUGGUUGUCUGCGGGAGACAGGAGGUUGUUGCAGUCGGGGACGGAAACACCAAAUGUAUAUGUGGCAGCUGACGGUAGUGGAGACUAUACGACAGUGGCGGCGGCUGUAGCAGCAGCACCAUCCAAAAGCGCAACCAGGUACGUGAUAAAAAUAAAGGCGGGUGUUUACAGGGAGAAUGUCAAUAUUCCAAGCGGCAAAACAAACUUGAUGUUUAUCGGGGACGGAAGAAGUAACACAAUUAUUACGGCAAGCGAGAGCGUUGCCGGCGGUAACACCACCUUCAACUCUGCAACCGUAGCCGCGGUGGGUGAUGGAUUCUUGGCCCGAGAUAUUACGUUUCAAAAUGCCGCAGGGCCGUCUGGGGAACAAGCUGUUGCACUACGUGUUGGAUCUGAUUUAUCAGCAUUCUAUAGAUGCGGUAUCCUAGCCUAUCAAGACACCCUUUACGUCCACUCCAAUCGCCAGUUUUACUACAGCUGCAUGGUGGUGGGCACAGUUGAUUUCAUUUUUGGCAAUGCAGCAGUUGUCCUACAAGACUGCGAUAUCCAAGCCCGUCUCCCCGGUCCCAAGCAAAAGAAUAUGCUCACAGCUCAAGGACGAACAGACCCUAACCAAAACACGGGCAUUGUUAUCCAGAAAUGUAGAAUUGCUGCAACCUCUGACCUCCAACCUGUUCAAGGGAGUUAUCCAACGUAUCUGGGAAGGCCAUGGAAGUUGUAUUCGAGAACAGUGGUGAUGCAGUCAUCCAUUACUGAUGUGAUCAACCCUGCAGGAUGGUACCCGUGGGAUGGGGACUUCGCGCUUGACACGCUGUAUUACCGAGAGUACAAAAACACCGGGGUUGGGGCUGAUACGUCUAAAAGGGUCACAUGGCCAGGGUGGGGUGUGUUUACAAGUGAUGCAGAAGCCCAGAGUUUUACUCCUGGAAGCUUCAUUGACGGAGGUAGUUGGUUGCAGUCUACUGGUUUCCCUUACUCGCUUGGCUUGUAAUGCUUGCUACUUAUGCGUAUUGAUGGCGUUCCUGUAAUACUUUUAGUUCCUAAUAAAAGCCAUUGGGCUUAAUUUGUGCAGCAGGAUGUAUUGUAUCAUCACCAUCAUUUCAUAAAUAUUAUUACAAGCUAGUAUGAUGCACGUAA
Helianthus annuus (common sunflower) is the source of this 1834-nucleotide messenger RNA. RefSeq names its product pectinesterase. The record is from RefSeq and is a predicted model, not a curated record. Lineage: Eukaryota; Viridiplantae; Streptophyta; Magnoliopsida; Asterales; Asteraceae. Gene Ontology annotation, biological process: cell wall modification. The transcript has 2 exons. Gene Ontology annotation, molecular function: pectinesterase inhibitor activity; pectinesterase activity. Bases 78 to 1688 code for a protein of 536 amino acids.